AUGACAUCGCAAGAAGCACACAGUCCCGCCACACUGGACGAAUAUUACAGCGCUCACAGGCCUAGUACGGAUUUCCAAAGCGCCGUGGAGCCAUCGGAAGCAACAAAAGAAUUUUCGUUGCCUACAUCGGAAUCAGCGCAUCAAAAAGAUGAGGUGCGGUCACAAGUGGAACAAAUCACAAAAUCAUCACCUUUGGAGUCAGCGGAGGAAACUUUUCAAGAAGCUUCUGUGCAUGGCAGCGCUGAGGCUGCAGAUGCGCCCUACCAAACGCUCGCUAAGUCAAGUGAUCUCGAAGGAACCUCGGUACAUCCAUUGGAACAAGAGUACCAACUGUCCGAAAAGACGCACCAGCGGUCAGAGUUCGACUCCUCGAAAGGAUUAGAUGGAGAAGCAAUAGAAGUAAAAUCUCAGAAUAUAUCCGGCUCUGCCAAAAAGUACGAACGCGUUCCUGAAUCCUUUCCGCAACACAAGACGUUUGCGGUGCCUUUGGCGAAGACGGAGGAUGGUUAUUUGCCUUCUUCGGGAGCAGCGCUUCAGCAGCACGAGGGACUGCAACCAGAGGUCGAAGUUAUUACGAAGCCACCAGGUGAAGAAUCGACUGAUUUGACGUCGGAAGAAGCUCUGUUCCCGAAAUCGAAAGGAUACGGUGGCUCUUUCCAAAUAGACCCGCAAGACCAGCCCGUGGCUGAGCAAUUGGUAGAGAUAGAAGACUCUUCCGUACCAACAUCAGAGUUAACGUAUCAGCUGUCAGGUAGAGUUGAAGCCGGGUCCGAGAUUAGCAUGAAACCAUCAUCUGAAGAGCCAGUAGAAAAAACAUCCGAAGAAAGUCUGGCUGCUAAAUGUGCUAGUAACGUCACUGUUAGACAAGUACACCAACCCUCUGCGGCACAUUUAGUCGAGACCGAACAACUUUCCGUACCAGCCACAGAAACGGCACGCCAAGCACGCGAGAAAGAACAAACCGAAGUCGAGAAUUUGAUGAAACCAUCAGCUGUGCAGCCGACUGAAUUUGCAUUUGGUGAAACCUUCACCGCUCCCGAACCACAUCUGCAAUACCAGCCCUUCGCGAAGACAUCCGUACAAGCAACGGAGCCGGAGUACGCGUUAGUUCCUGAAUCAGAAUAUUCAGUUUCCACUGCCGAAGCAGCACGUGAACCAACAGGGCUGAGUGUGAAAAACUUGGAAGGAGGGAGUCGCAGAGAGUCCGCUGGAAAAACAUCCGAUAAAAUAAUGCCACGUAGCACUAGACAAGAGCAAGGCACGUCUGAUAGCGAAAUGCGAGCCACGGAACAACCAGAAUAUAGCGAGGAGGUUUCCAUGUUUCCCACAGAAACAACGUUACAAUCCUCGCUGGAAGCGCAGCGAGAGUCGGAAGCCAUGCCGGAAGCGAUUGUUCAGAAGAUGCCUGAAAGAACGCUUAAAGGCAGCUUCGCGCCAACUACAGAACAAGGCGCACGACCUCCGGAAGGAACAGCAAUCGAGUCCAGGUCAAAUCUCGGUGCGACACUAGGCGUGCCGCCGGAAAUAGCUGCGCAAGAGCUGGAACCUCCUCCACAGAGACUCUGGUCCGAACUACGCGCCGAAGAAGUCCCGAAAGGAGACGACGCUCGGAGUGAGACCUCGCCUCUCGCGACCACCGAGACUGGCAGGCAGAAGAACGAGCUAGCCGUGUUGCCUUACAAUAGUUUCUCCAAAUCCUACUUCAGCAAUUUGCCGGGAUUGCAAGCACCGAAAACGCGAACCGAGGACACAGUCACUAUAGAACCGUCAGAACUCCACACGCUUGAACACGGUCCUAUCAUGGAAGCCGUGGUGGCGCCAGACUUCGUACCUUCCGUGGAACACGCCGCUCCGCCUUCGCAGCGGACCUCCCCUGAAAUCACGGCUCUGGUGUCGGCCGAUGCAAAACACCCGGUAGUCGCGGUGCAGGAAGGCGUCGCGUACGCGGCGCUCUCGUAUCCAGACGACCGCGACGUGUUCGCCGUAUAUGGCGACAUCGACUUUCUGACUCCCCUGGCCACGAUCGACGCGGAACUGCAAGCGCAGAUCGGCGGCUUUCCCCAGGACACUUUGGUGCCCGUGCCGCCGAUGGACUUCAGUCCGAGCAUGGUCGCCGAAGCGCAGCCUCCGGAGCCGCUGGUGCAGCUGAGAGAAGACAGUCCUUCCGCCGUGACCCGCGUAGACUGGCCUGUCGUGGAAGCGUUUCCGGGCACGUCUACAGCGCCGAUCGAGAUUUCGCAGCUUGGUGUGCCAGCCAGGGUUGAAAGCUCGAUGGGCGAGGAGCCGGGCCAGAGUCGAAGAGAGAAGAAAACGUCGAGGUGA
This is a messenger RNA of Dermacentor silvarum, 2322 nucleotides long. RefSeq lists its product as uncharacterized. The transcript has a single exon. NCBI's taxonomy places the organism in Eukaryota, Metazoa, Arthropoda, Arachnida, Ixodida, Ixodidae. The record is from RefSeq and is a predicted model, not a curated record. The coding region runs from base 1 to 2322 and encodes 773 amino acids.